Messenger RNA from Phyllotreta striolata, 742 nucleotides. NCBI's taxonomy places the organism in Eukaryota, Metazoa, Arthropoda, Insecta, Coleoptera, Chrysomelidae. The record is from the annotation of a GenBank genome assembly.
GUUUAUUUUAAAAACCAAGUUAAUUUUUUAAUUUCUGCAAAAUAAUGGAAGAAUCGUUUUCUCAAGAGGAAUUAGUAUUACCACAAUGUAAAUAUGAAUAUUUGGAUCACACCGCAGAUGUUCAAUUACAUUCUUGGGGAGACAGCCUAAAAGAAGCCUUCGAGCAAUGCGGUAUCGCCAUGUUCGGCUACAUGACGGAGCUCCCGUCCGUAGAAAUAAAGCAAUCGUCGGAAAUCGAAGCCACCGGCCACGAUUUAGAGAGCCUUUUGUUCCAUUUUCUAGACGAACUUCUAUUCCUAUUCAGCGCCGAACCGUUUCUAAUAUGCAGCAAAGUGACCAUUACUCAAUUCGUCUGCGAAGGCGACGAAUUCAAAAUAACCUGUAAAUGCUACGGGGAGGAAUUCACGUUAGGGAAGCACCCCCAAGGCACCGAAGUGAAAGCUAUCACUUACUCGGCCAUGCAAAUCAUCAACGAACCUAGCCAAAACAAAUUUGAAGUAUACGUUAUUAUAGAUAUUUAGAUUAAUUAGUCGUAGGUUUUAUUAAAAAUAACUGUUAUUUUUCAUAGUAGCACGUUUUGUAUUACUCGAACCCCUAGUCGAAUCGAAUUACAGGCGCUCGUCACAGCGAUUAAUCACAGUGAAGAAGAGUUAUCACUGUUUGACCGAUAUUUUAUACAUCAGGCGCGUGUCGCAUAUAAUUAAUAUAUGCGGAAAACAGGGGUGCAUCGGGGUAGAGAGGG